Messenger RNA from Ipomoea nil (Japanese morning glory), 962 nucleotides. Its product is annotated as 40S ribosomal protein S8-like. Bases 122 to 790 code for a protein of 222 amino acids. Lineage: Eukaryota; Viridiplantae; Streptophyta; Magnoliopsida; Solanales; Convolvulaceae. Gene Ontology annotation, biological process: translation; maturation of SSU-rRNA from tricistronic rRNA transcript (SSU-rRNA, 5.8S rRNA, LSU-rRNA). Gene Ontology annotation, cellular component: cytosolic small ribosomal subunit; ribosome. Gene Ontology annotation, molecular function: structural constituent of ribosome. The transcript has 5 exons. The record is from RefSeq and is a predicted model, not a curated record.
GUCGCAGCUGAAAUAACCCAGUUGGCUCGGGUCCUGUCGUCCUCUUGCUGCCCGGACUCAAUUUGUUCGAUUAAUUUGAGAAGACCGGUCGGAACCCUAGGGUCCGUCGUCGCCGGCAGUCAUGGGUAUCUCUCGGGAUUCGAUGCAUAAAAGACGAGCCACUGGUGGCAAGCAGAAGGCUUGGAGGAAGAAGAGAAAGUAUGAGCUUGGAAGGCAACCUGCAAACACAAAACUGGCACCCAAUGCUAAAACAGUUCGAAGGGUUCGGGUUCGAGGAGGCAAUGUGAAGUGGCGUGCCUUGAGGUUGGACACUGGGAACUACUCUUGGGGGAGCGAGGCUGUGACUAGGAAGACCAGAAUCUUGGAUGUGGUUUAUAAUGCCUCAAAUAAUGAGUUGGUUAGGACCCAGACCUUGGUUAAGGGUGCCAUUGUUCAAGUGGAUGCUGCACCGUUUAAACACUGGUAUCUCCAGCACUAUGGAGUUGAGAUUGGCCGCAAGAAGAAGGCUGCUGCUUCUGCCAAGAAAGAAGGAGACGGGGAGACUGAGGCUGCUCCGGAGGAGAAGAAGAGCAACCAUGUCCUCAGGAAACUGGAACAACGCCAGAAGGAUCGUAAAAUUGACCCACAUAUUGAAGAGCAAUUUGGGAGUGGCCGCUUAUUAGCUGCAAUUGCUUCAAGGCCUGGCCAGUGUGGUCGUGCUGAUGGCUACAUUUUGGAGGGGAAGGAGCUAGAGUUUUAUAUGAAGAAACUUCAAAGAAAGAAAGGGAAGGCUGCUGGUGGUGCUGCUUAGAGUCAUAUCUACUCAAUUUUGUUAUAUUAAGAUUAGAUGGUUCUUACUCCUUUGGACCAUUAAAUUUUACUAUUAGCAAUGUUCCAUUUGAGAUUGGCUCACCCUUAAGAGCUGUGUCCAAGAAUUUUGAGAACCAAAUUUCUAAUACAUGAUGAUCUUCAAUUUUUCAUUU